CCCCGGGGAGAGGUUGCACAGACCUUCCUGUGCAGCCUUGGGCUGCCUGCCUGCCUUGUCCGUGUACAAAACUAUCUCUCCCUCUGGCCACUGCCUCCUACCUGGGGCUGGCAUCCCUACUUAGUCCUGCAGCCUGGGAGGCUCUCCGCCACCAUCACUGUGCAGCGGGUAAGGGGCCAGGCAGGACACCAGGACCCGCCGUCCCAUCACCGGGCUCUGCUCCUUCCUCAUUCUGCUGUGCGCUUUUCCUCCUUCUGGCAGCUCAGCUCUGGCUUGUGUGCCUCUUGAGGUGCUGCAAACAGCACCGGCUGAGUUGGGGGAGCCUGGGCCAGCCUACCAGGCAGGUCUGAGACAGUGCUCCUGGCUCCUGGCCUCAUUCAGCCCUGUCUGUGGCAGGAAAACAAGUUUUGCCGCAGCAUUUUCCUGAAGAUGAUGCCCCAGCUUCAGUUCAGAGAUUCCUUUUGGUGCAGGGACUUCACUGCCCACACAGGCUACGAAGUGCUGCAGCAGCGGCUGCUGGAUGGCAGGAAGAUGUGCAAGGACGUGGAGGAGCUGCUGAGGCAGAGGGCCCAAGCAGAGGAGCGGUACGGGAAGGAGCUGGUGCAGAUCGCCCGGAAAGCAGGCGGCCAGACGGAGAUCAAUUCCCUGAGGGCCUCUUUUGACUCCCUGAAGAAGCAAAUGGAGGAUGUGGGCAGCUCACACAUCCAGCUGGCCCUGGCCCUGCGUGACGAGCUGCGCAGCCUGGAGGACUUCCGAGAGAGGCAGAAGGAGCAGAGGAAGAAGUAUGAAGCUGUCAUGGACCGUGUCCAGAAGAGCAAGCUGUCACUCUACAAGAAGGCCAUGGAGUCCAAGAAGGCGUAUGAGCAGAAGUGUCGGGACGCAGACGACGCUGAGCAGGCCUUCGAGCGCAUCAGCGCCAAUGGCCAACAGAAGCAGGUGGAGAAGAGCCAGAACAAAGCCAAGCAGUGCAAGGACUCGGCCACGGACGCAGAGCGGGUAUACAGGCAGCACAUCGAGCAGCUGGAGAAGGUGCGGGCUGAGUGGGAGCAGGAGCAUCGGACCACCUGUGAGGCCUUCCAGCUGCAAGAAUUCGACCGGCUGACCAUCCUCCGCAACGCCCUGUGGGUGCACUGCAACCAGCUCUCCAUGCAGUGUGUCAAGGAUGACGAGUUCUAUGAGGAGGUGCGGGUGACACUGGAAGGCUGCAGCAUUGAGGCCGACAUUGAGAGCUUCAUCCAGGCCAAGAGCACAGGCACUGAGCCCCCAGCUCCGGUGCUCUAUCAGAACUACUACGAUCGAGAGGUCACCCUAUCAUCCAGCAGCCCUGGUGUACAACCAUCCUGUGGCAUGAUAAAAAGGUUCUCUGGGCUGCUGCAUGGAAGUCCCAAGACUUCACUGCUGGCAGCUUCAGCAGCCCCCACAGAUACCCCGCUGCCCACCCCCAGCCGGAAUGAGGGUGUCUAUGCCGCAGUUGCAGUGCAGAAGGCGCCAGGAUCCCCAACGCUGCCAGCCCAGGGCUACAGGGCACUCUACGACUACAGGGCCCAGAACUCUGACGAGCUGGACAUCUCUGCGGGGGACAUCCUGGAGGUCAUCCUAGAAGGGGAGGAUGGCUGGUGGACAGUGGAACAGAAUGGGCAGCGUGGCUUUGUCCCUGGUUCCUACCUGGAGAAGCUCUGAGGAAGGGACAGCGGCCCCGACCUGAACUUGCCCUGCCCGUGGGGCCAGCAGUGCCUCCAUCACUGCAGGCUGGGUCCCCAAGGCCACAACAGACCCGACCCCAUAGGUGCUCCCUUCUCCCUGAGCAGUCUCUCCUACAGGGAAUAAAGGAGUGCAUUCUUUCUC
Molecule: messenger RNA, 1845 nt
Organism: Rhinolophus ferrumequinum (greater horseshoe bat)
Lineage: Eukaryota; Metazoa; Chordata; Mammalia; Chiroptera; Rhinolophidae
Gene: PSTPIP1
Product: proline-serine-threonine phosphatase interacting protein 1
Exons: 15
Coding region: 430-1680 (416 amino acids)
Biological process (GO): actin filament polymerization
Cellular component (GO): actin filament; cytoplasm; plasma membrane
Molecular function (GO): actin filament binding
Source: RefSeq, a predicted model, not a curated record